Molecule: messenger RNA, 1713 nt
Organism: Kwoniella botswanensis
Lineage: Eukaryota; Fungi; Basidiomycota; Tremellomycetes; Tremellales; Cryptococcaceae
Exons: 2
Coding region: 1-1713 (570 amino acids)
Source: RefSeq, a predicted model, not a curated record
AUGAAGAACGACAAGUCCCUCACACCGUUCCCGGAAGAGGUCUUGUGGAAUAUACUGGAGUAUUGCUUAGAAGAUGGCAGAGAUGGGAGUUAUAUACCUCAAUCAACAUUGGCAAGUGCUCUAAGGGUGAAUACGAUAUUCUACCUGUUGGCCGGAUCUAUUCUUUAUCACUCACCGACAGUGAUGGAUAUCAAUUCAUUCUUCCUUGGGUCCGACAGAUACAUUCCUCCAGAAGGGACAAACUCGGCUUCGCGUCGAACCCUUGAUUCAGCUACUCUCGAAAGUAUCAAGAAGGGAAAUACAAAGUUACCCUUACUCAAGCAUGUCACUCAAUUCCGAUUCUUACCUAGGUCAGUCCCUGUCGAAGGAGUGGAUAUCGAAGAACAGUCAUCUUUAGAAUACUGUAACAGGAUCAAACGAGAUCAAAAAUAUUCCGAAGGUAUAGGUAAAACCUAUGAAGAUGGAUUCGAACUGGUCAAGAAAAUACGAAAUAUCAAGCGAGAAUACGAAAAGGAAGGAAGGGAGUUUUUGAUCAUGCCUAUAUUGAAAGGAAUUUCAAUAGGAUCCGAUCUGAUCGUUCAUAAUCCCGAGGAGCACAGAGUUGUUAAGAUCAUUGAAAAGCUGUAUGACAACUGGGGUACGGCAGUGGUCAAUCUUCGGUUACAUCUUUGGGAAAUACUCAAUAGGAAUGGUGAUGGUAUAGAAUGGUGUGAAUGGCAGAAUGGUGGAUUACCUUUGAUGGAACUUGAGAAUCCCGAAUAUAUCGAUCGAACUCGAAUAGUCCCUAGGGUAUUUACCAUCCAUACUGAUUUAUUGGAUAAUAUACCAUUGGUAUGGGGAUGUACCAACCGAAUUGUAAUACGUCGCAAGCACGAUGAAAACUAUUGGUCUAGAAGGAAAUAUCGUUCGUUGGGCAAACGAAUACCAGUAGAAAGUGAUUUAGAUCAUGAUACGCCUGAACCUGAGUCUUAUGAGGGUGAUGGUUUAUUACCUUACGAUGAACAUAGUAUGAUGGAGGAAUAUGAAAUUAUAUCACUCAUUUUCAACUCGAUUUACGAUUCACAUCCUAAAUGGUUCAAUAAGAAGAUCAAGAAAAGUAUAUUAACCAAGGAGAUUGAAGAUAAGACUGUAUUUGAGAUUUAUGGAUUUGAAGGUAUAUGUUUACCUGAGGAGGGCAAUUAUGAUUAUCAUUGGAUUACAAGAGGUCAGAAUGAAUGGGAUCGCGAUCCCGAUGUGGAUGUGAGGUAUGUCGACGAAGAAUUACGAAAUGCAGGAUUUCCUAUCAAUGGUUCCACGGACCCAUCGAGCGGGAGAGACCAGGGCGUUGUAACCAGUAAUUCACAUUCUGAUUCCGACGAAGAUGAUGCUGAAAAUCAUGAUGAUCAAGACGUCAACAUGAUGGACGCGGGCUUAGUAGUCCAUAAUAUACGUUUGCACUCGGUUGAUGACGAUGACGAUGACGACCAUGAUCGGUUCCAAGUUGUACCGCCACCUGGACACCCACCUACCUCGGAGGAACAUUAUGCCAAGAUGAAAUUAUGGUUAAAAUCGAUCGACUAUCAGAUGAUCAAAUCCCUACAUGAGUCUUUUCAAGAUAAGAGAAGGACAUGGAAGAAUAGUCCUGAUAGCCAAGGACCAAAGAUCAGAUAUUUACCGUUUAGAGAGUUGGCGGACUGUAAGGGAUGUGGGUUGAGUGGGACUGGAUGGGUAUGA